Molecule: messenger RNA, 8361 nt
Organism: Salmo salar (Atlantic salmon)
Lineage: Eukaryota; Metazoa; Chordata; Actinopteri; Salmoniformes; Salmonidae
Product: receptor-type tyrosine-protein phosphatase beta
Molecular function (GO): protein binding
Source: RefSeq, a predicted model, not a curated record
UAGCAACAGCAUCGAUGAAAUGACGGCAGAGAACAUUGACAGAGACCGAAAGAGAGGGAGGCGCGUAGCCAAGCUGUCUGGAAGCUACAGGCAUGCACAGAACUUUAACUUCUGAAAGUGACGCCACUGGCUACCGCUCCACACCGUUACUUGCGACACAGAAAAGUGACUUCUUCCUGUACACCACUGCUCCUUUGGCGAUCGGAACGGUUAACAGGACCACACCAGCGACAAGGCUCAGCACAUAGAAUCAAAAGUAAAGGUGAUUUUUUUUCAAGAAAAGGAAAGUUUAGAAAAUGCAAGUGAGCAACGGCAAGAAACGCGUGUGAAGUUUUUCAUAACUGUCCGGCAUCAUGAGCAGACUAUCGUGCUUCGGUGUUCUUCUCAGGACGUCUAUUGUCCUAUAUCUGUUUCUCAAAUGCUCAGAAGCUCAAUGCACUCCCGGUACGGAUUUCAAAGGUGUUGCAACACACACUGGGAGUACUGUUCAGGUAGAUGCCAACUGCACUGUGUGUACUGGCAAUGUCCCAGUUCCCUCCAACUUAACUACAGCCACUGUAACUGUCAAUGUCCUGUGUAACAAUGACCAAAACUUCAACUGCUGCUGCACAACAAAGCCUGAAGUCAUCAUGAACCUUACAGCCUCUGAAAUCACAACAUCAUCUGUGUUUCUGAACUGGACUGAACCAUUGGGAAACAGAUCCUUCUACAGAGUAGAAUGGACUGAUUGCAAUAUCAGUGGCAGUCAGAUUACCACAGGAACUUCUGUUAAUGUUACUGCUCUCACUGCUGGAGUGCAGUACCUCUUCACAGUCACUGCAGUGGCUGGAGAUAACACAACUGUAGGACAGAGCAAGACAGUUUCUAAGUAUACAAAGCCCGCAAUCAUCAGAAACCUCAUGUUCACUGAAAUCACAACAUCAUCUGUGUCUCUGAACUGGACUGAACCAUUGGGAAACAGAUCCUUCUACAGAGUAGAAUGGACUGAUGGCAAUAUCAGUGGCAGUCAGAAUACCACAGAAACGUCUGUUAAUGUUACUGCUCUCACUGCUGGAGUGCAGUACCUCUUCACAGUCACUGCAGUGGCUGGAGAUAACACAACUGUAGGACAGAGCAAGACAGUUUCUAAGUAUACAAAGCCCGCAAUCAUCAGAAACCUCAUGUUCACUGAAAUCACAACAUCAUCUGUGUCUCUGAACUGGACUGAACCAUUGGGAAACAGAUCCUUCUACAGAGUAGAAUGGACUGAUGGCAAUAUCAGUGGCAGUCAGAAUACCACAGAAACGUCUGUUAAUGUUACUUCUCUCACUGCUGGAGUGCAGUACCUCUUCACAGUCACUGCAGUGGCUGGAGAUAACACAACUGUAGGACAGAGCAAGACAGUUUCUAAGUAUACAAAGCCCGCAAUCAUCAGAAACCUCAUGUUCACUGAAAUCACAACAUCAUCUGUGUCUCUGAACUGGACUGAACCAUUGGGAAACAGAUCCUUCUACAGAGUAGAAUGGACUGAUGGCAAUAUCAGUGGCAGUCAGAAUACCACAGAAACGUCUGUUAAUGUUACUUCUCUCACUGCUGGAGUGCAGUACCUCUUCACAGUCACUGCAGUGGCUGGAGAUAACACAACUGUAGGACAGAGCAAGACAGUUUCUAAGUAUACAAAGCCUGCAGUCAUCAGGAACCUGACUGUCUCUGAAAUCACAACAUCAUCUGUGUUUCUGAGCUGGAUUGAACCAUUGGGAAACAGCUCCUUCUAUAGAGUAGAAUGGACUGGUGGCAGUAGAGAUAUGAAUACAACUACCAAUGAGACAGCCUUUAAUGUAACUGAGCUGACUGCUGGAGUGAAAUACACAUUCAGGGUCACUGCAGUGGCUGGAGAUGAGAUGACAGAAGGCAAAAAUAUCAGUGUUUCACUCUUUACAAAGCCUGCAGUCAUCAGGAACCUGACUGUCUCUGAAAUCACAACAUCAUCUGUGUUUCUGAGCUGGAUUGAACCAUUGGGAAACAGGUCCUUCUAUAGAGUAGAAUGGACUAGUGGCAGUAGAGAUAUGAAUACAACUACCAAUGAGACAGCCUUUAAUGUAACUGAGCUGACUGCUGGAGUGAAAUACACAUUCAAGGUCACUGCAGUGGCUGGUGAUAAUAUAACUAAAGGAAAUUCUCAGGAGAAAGCCCUCUUUACAAAACCUGAAGUCAUCAGGAACCUUACUGUCUCUGAAAUCACAACAUCAUCUGUGUUUCUGAGCUGGAUUGAACCAUUGGGAAACAGCUCCUUCUAUAGAGUAGAAUGGACUGGUGGCAGUAGAGAUAUGAAUACAACUUCCAAUGAGACAGCCUUUAACGUAACUGAGCUGACUGCUGGAGUGAAGUACACAUUCAGGGUCACUGCAGUGGCUGGAGAUGAGAUGACAGAAGGCAAAAAUAUCAGUGUUUCACUCUUUACAAAGCCUGCAGUCAUCAGGAACCUGACUGUCUCUGAAAUCACAACAUCAUCUGUGUUUCUGAGCUGGAUUGAACCAUUGGGAAACAGCUCCUUCUAUAGAGUAGAAUGGACUGGUGGCAGUAGAGAUAUGAAUACAACUUCCAAUGAGACAGCCUUUAACGUAACUGAGCUGACUGCUGGAGUGAAGUACACAUUCAGGGUCACCGCAGUGGCUGGAGAUGAGAUGACUGAAGGCAAAAAUAUCAGUGUUUCACUCUUUACAAAGCCUGCAGUCAUCAGGAACCUGACUGUCUCUGAAAUCACAACAUCAUCUGUGUUUCUGAGCUGGAUUGAACCAUUGGGAAACAGAUCCUUCUACAGAGUAGAAUGGACUGAUGGCAAUAUCAGAGGCAGUCAGAAUACCACAAAAACGUCUGUUAAUGUUACUGCUCUCACUGCUGGAGUGCAGUACAACUUCACAGUCACUGCAGUGGCUGGAGAUAACACAACUGUAGGACAGAGCAAGACAGUUUCUAAGUAUACAAAGCCCGCAAUCAUCAGACACCUCAUGUUCUCUGAAAUCACAACAUCAUCUGUGUCUCUGAACUGGACUGAACCAUUGGGAAACAGAUCCUUCUACAGAGUAGAAUGGACUGAUGGCAAUAUCAGUGGCAGUCAGAAUACCACAGAAACUUCUGUUAAUGUUACUUCUCUCACUGCUGGAGUGCAGUACAACUUCACAGUCACUGCAGUGGCUGGAGAUAACACAACUGUAGGAGAGAGCAAGACAGUUUCUAAGUAUACAAAGCCUGCAGUUGUCCGCAACCUCUCUGUCUCUAAAAUCACAACAUCAUCUGUGUCUCUGAACUGGACUCAACCAGAGGGAAACAGAUCCUUCUACAGAGUAGAAUGGACUGAUGGCAAUAUCAGUGGCAGUCAGAAUACCACAGGAACUUCUGUUAAUGUUACUGCUCUCACUGCUGGAAUGCAGUACAACUUCACAGUCACUGCAGUGGCUGGAGAUAACACAACUGAAGGAGAAGGCAGUCAAACAACCACUUUAACAAAGCCUGAACAACCUGUGGACAUUGUGGCUACGGGACGAGGAACCAGUCAGCUGAAUGUGACCUGGACCUUGCGUAACGGGAGAGUGGACUACUACAUCGUGAACAUAUCUAAUGCUGCUUUGAACAAUACAUCCAGCAAUACCACACAGAGCAGGGAGGCCAGCUUCACUGGGUUACAGCCUGGGAGGGUUUAUGAGGUCACAGUGACUUCUGUUGCUGGAACCUUUACGAACCAGUCUGCUCGGGUCCAGUUAGCCACCAAGCCCAACCCACCUGGACCCCUCAACAUCACAGAGAGGACAACCAGCUCCCUCGUUGUCCAAUGGACAACCCCGGAUCUAAUGACUGGAGCGCAAGGCAUCUCCUAUAACAUCAGCUACCAGCUUAAUGGGACUGGUUUAGGAGAGAGAAACCAGUCUUCCUCUACAGCUGGUCUCAGCAGUAACCUGACCUCUCUGUCCUCUGGGACUUGCUACACCAUCACAGUGAAAACCAUGGGACCCCAGAAUCUAGAAAGCACCAGUGUUUAUACAUCGGAAUGUACCUUGCCCAAACCAGUGGUGAACCUCACAGCCACCCCGUUGUCCAACUCCUCAGUGAAGCUACAGUGGACUGACCCCGUGGAGGUUAAGAACUACUACACCUAUAGAGUCCAGUACCAAAAGACUACAGGCCCUGAACAGCUAACAGUCAGUACCAACUUCACACAAGUCAAUGACCUAGCACCUGGGACUGGCUACAACUUCACUGUUACCUCGGUAGCAGCAACGGGAAGCGAAGGAACUCCGGAACGCACGUUAUGUUACACUAAGCCCAACGUGGUCAGUAGCCUCAUGGUUGAGGGUCUGAACACAACUGCUAUCAGACUUUCCUGGCCCAAGCCGAAUGACUACAAAACAACCUACUCUUAUCUGGUGACCAUCUCCAAGAGUGUGUCUGUGGUAGUGAUCACCACGGUCGAGAAGUACACCUUCACCAAUCUCAUGCCUGGGAACUGUUAUAACUGCUCUGUGGUCACGGUCGUCCAGGAUGUUAAGUCUGAUUCAAUGGAGAAGAUAAUCUGCACAAAACCUGCGGUGGUGGAAAACCUCGUCGCCAUAGGAACAACAACCAACAUGAGUGUGAGCUGGUAUAAACCUAUGGGACAGGUGGACAACUACACCGUUACUAUAUACAAAAACAAUGUGAUGGAAAACAACCGUACCAUAACCAACAACUAUCUACAAGUUGUGUUCCAGAACCUGAAGCCAGGGAACGUCUAUGUUGUCAAAGUGGCCACCAAUAGUGGACCGCUCACUGAGGCACUAAAUGUUACAAAUGCAACUUAUCCCAACCCUCCUGGAGGCAUCAUAGUGGUGGGCCAGACCACUGGUUCCAUCAACAUCAGCUGGGCCCAGCCCCUGAACAUGGACCUAGGUCAGUACAGCUUCUCUGUGUUCCAUCUGGACCAGCAGAACCUGACGGAACACAACUGGACCCUCCUGGAGAACCUCCAGUCUGGAACACUCUACAACAUCUCUGUGGUAACUGUAGGGCCGUUUGACUACAGGAGCACAGUGGUGACGACGGCCAACUCUACCAGACCCCAGUCUGUGAUCAGGCUGAUUGAGGCAGGAAUCACAACCACCAAUGUGACUCUAGUCUGGUUUCAGCCAGAGAGCAAACCAGGCUACUCCUUCAGGGUGGAGGUCACCAACUGGUCUGUCACCGCCAACACCAGGAUGAGCAACUACAACUACACCACCAUCACCGGGCUACAGUCUGGGAGCAACUACACCUUUACAGUGACAACACUCACAGGGGACGGCACCAUGGCAACCCCGGUGAUGGUGUCUUAUUUUACAAGACCAUUCGCCAUUAGUGGUUUGGUAGCCUCUACAGUGAACACAACCACUGUGAAUCUGACCUGGACCAAACCCCCUCAGUACCAGAGUGGUUACACAUACCGUAUCCAGACUGAGGGGUGCGUGUCCGCUCCCACAAACCACACCACGGCGACAGGAGAGGGGGACCUCAUCUCAGAACUCACACCAGGAACCAGAUGCACCUUCAGUGUUUCCGUCAAGGCACUGAACAGCAUAGAGGGAGAAUCUGUCUCAACCUCUCAGUACACAAAGCCUGAGUCUGUCAAUACGUUCAUCUACAACAAUGGCAGCAACAGUACCAUAGUGGUGCGCUGGGAAGCGCCCAGAGGAAACGUAGAGCAUUAUAUAGUCUAUCUGAACAAGGUCCUUUUCUCAGAUUUGCUGAACUCCAGCAUUCGGUCAACAUCCUUCCUUAACCUGUCAGCUGGCAGAAACUACACAGCCGUGGUGACCACUAUCAGUGGGCCCUUCAACGCUUCAUCAGAACCUGCAACUACAGCAACUUAUCCCAACCAGCCUGGGCCCAUCGUGAUCUUGGAGAAGACCACUAGUUCUAUCUCUGUGGAGUGGGGUGAAGCUCCUCUGAUGACCAACACCACCUUCAGUUACCUAGUGACCUACCUUUCAACGCAACUAAACAACAAGACAGUCACUCUGACAAACACCAGUCACACACUGCCCAAUCUGUCCUCUGGAACACCCUACAAUAUCUCUGUGGCUACAGUGGGAGUGCUAGGGCUCCAGAGUGAGAAGGUCUGGAGCAGUUUGGUCACGACCAGACCAGAGAGUGUGCAGUCCCUCAGUGUAGUGACAGCAGAGGAGAACAUAGCAUUGACCUGGAACAAGCCUGUGGAUCACAAACCAAGCUACCACUACUAUGUGAUCUGGACCAACUCUGGGUUAAUCAUCAGUAACACAACCACACUUAUGGAAAACCUAAUGAUCGAUCAAUUGGUUCCUGGUAGUCUGUAUAAUUUCACAGUGACAACAGAGACAGCUGACGGAACAAAGGGAGCUCCAGUCUCAUACUCCAGCUGCACCAAUGCCAGCCCUGUGUCCAACCUGAAGUGUGACUCUCCUAACGGCCCCAAGGUGAUCCUGUCCUGGACCAAACCCAAAGGUCUGUACCAGGGCUUCCAGAUCACUGCUUAUGAAACCAACCAACUCCCCCAGGACCAGGUACACUAUAACACUAGUGGUGACUGUACGCCAGCCUGUGGCCACACAGUCUCUGACCUUAAGCACAAUACAGACUACAUCCUGACUGUAACCACUCUGGGCUGUGGGAGUUCCAGCACCAUCCAAUCCCUCACCUGCAAGACUGCCAUUAAUGCUGUCAUCGGUGUGGCUGUCGGGGUAACGAUUGGAGUUUUUGCCAUCCUCUUCAUCAUCACCGUUGGCUUAAUCAUCUACUGGAGGAGACAAACCAAGAAAGACUCUUCAGACAUCCAGAUUCACUCCAUGAGAGCUAAAGUAAGCGUGGCCGUGAGGGUGGAGGACUACGAGGCUUAUUACAAGAGGCAGAAAGCAGACUCCAACUGUGGUUUCGCCGAGGAGUUUGAGGACCUGAAGCCAGUGGGAACAGCCCAAGCUAAAAUCAGCGCUCAGGCCAUGGAGAACAAGUCGAAGAACCGCUACAACAACGUGCUUCCCUAUGAUUCCUCUAGAGUGAAACUGUCCAUCCAUGGGAGUCCAUUCGACGACUACAUCAAUUCUAACUACAUCCCGGGUUACAACUCCAGGAAGGAGUUUAUUGCGGCCCAAGGUCCUUUGCCGAUCACCGUCAAUGAGUUCUGGAGGAUGAUCUGGGAGAAGAACGUCCAGACUCUGGUCAUGCUGACACGCUGUAAUGAACAGGGACGAGUGAAAUGUGAGAAAUACUGGCCAUCUGAGACCAAGCACUUUCAGAAUAUCACCGUGACAACAACCUCUGAAAUCCCCCUAGAAGACUGGACCAUCAGGGAUUUUGACGUAAAAAAUGUGAGGACAGCAGAGACACGCUCGGUGCGUCACUUCCACUUCACAGCCUGGCCGGACCACGGCGUCCCCGAGACCACGGAGCUGCUCAUCAACUUCAGACACCUGGUCCGAGAACACAUGGACCAGUACUCACGCCACUCCCCCACUGUCGUCCACUGCAGUGCGGGUGUGGGUCGUACCGGUACCUUCAUAGCCAUCGACCGGCUGAUCUUCCAGAUAGAGAGGGACAGUAUGGUGGAUGUGUACGGCACCAUCCACGACCUGCGCAUGCACCGGCCCCUCAUGGUUCAGACCGAGGACCAGUAUUUGUUCCUAAACCAGUGUGCCAUAGACAUAAUCCGAUCCAGAACUGGAACCAACGUGGACUUAAUCUACCAGAACACGGCUGCACUCAGCAUCUACGAGAACGUAGAACCCAGGAAAGAUACAGCUAAGAAUGGCUACCAUAACACAUAGGCCUCACGUCCACUGCUCUGUCUCUCCCAUCCUCCCGUCUGUCAGACAGGCCUGUAGAGAAGGGUUUAGAAAAGGGAUUGUUCACUUGCACUGAUCAUGUUGCCUUACACUGUAGUCUUUUUUCAAAUCAAACUGGUUUUCUAGUAUUUAUUUGGUCACGUUUUAUGAUAGUUGGAAAAAUAACAUGAAAGAUAACGGUUUGUUGAGAGGAACGGAUGCACAAAUUCCAUCCAAAGACCAAUAAUGGAAUGUACAUCAAAUUAUAUUUUAGAGAUGUAAUUCUUAUAUUUCCAUAUUUGUAUAUUGCUGCUACUUCCGAAUAUCUGCUUACCGUAAAUUCCGGACUAUAAGCCGCAACUUUUUUCCCAGCAUUGAACCUCGCGGCUUAUACAAUGACGCGGCUAAUAUAUGGAUUUUUCCCGCUUUAAAUGUAAAUAAAAAAUAAAAAAAACACAUUCUGUGACGUGCUCAGUUUUUUUGGCGGCAUGAAGCUUUCAUUAGACCAAUGAAAUUGCCGAACGGCUUAAGGUCAAACAACUUUUUUGUUUACUGUUUAGAUUAAAUCGAGCGCUCU